Molecule: messenger RNA, 420 nt
Organism: Trypanosoma grayi
Lineage: Eukaryota; Euglenozoa; Kinetoplastea; Trypanosomatida; Trypanosomatidae
Exons: 1
Coding region: 1-420 (139 amino acids)
Source: RefSeq, a predicted model, not a curated record
AUGGCGAGCAAAUCAACGGCAACAGCUACCGCCACGAGCAGCACUAAUACAAACAGCUGCGGUAUCAAUAGUGCUACGAGUGGGAGCCAAGGUGCCGCUCCUGCGAAACCGCCUGGCAUCGCCAAUGCUGUACCACCAGCAAAGAAGAACACGCACCUUCUCCGCCUAUCGUCAUUCUACAGCACGCGCAUCCCACUUGGAAUCCGAGAGUUUGUGUUCCUCGGUCCGCUGCUGCUCAUUACUUUCGGCAUCGCUUACUACAUUCCGGUGCUUGUGCCAAUUGAGAAAUUUACUCAGGGUAUCACGCCCAACACAACACCGAUGGCGGACUACAAGCUGGAACCCAUCUACAAUGAGCACGGCCAACUAAAGGGGUACCGCCGCAUUUCGUGGCGUAAUAAUGAGAAGAGCGACCAAUAG